GGUGUUCCGUUUCCAAUGGCGAAGUUGUGGAGUGUUGUGUUGGGUGUGGCAUUGUUGACGGUCCGCUCGGUACAGGGUCAAGGAUGCGGCGAACGUAAGGUCGAUUACGCAAAGCUGAUCUUGGGCGGAGAGGAUGCCAUCUCGGGUCAGUGGCCAUGGCACGCGGCCAUCUUCCAUCGGAUCGAGCGUACGUUCACGUACCAGUGUGGUGGUGCCAUCAUCAAUCAGAACACUAUUCUAACCGCCGCCCAUUGUGUGCGACUUAGUGUUGGUGUCAUCCCGGUGGACCGGUUGUCGGUGCAGGUAGGCCGAACGUAUCUGUACGCAGCGGAACGUCACACGCAGGAGCAUCAGGCCGAUCGGAUCAUCGUGCACGAAGAGUAUAGUGCGGCACUGGUGCGGCACGAUAUUGCACUGAUCAAGCUAGCCACCGACAUCAAGUUCACGGAUUACGUACAGCCUGUCUGCUUGUGGGAACGCUCGAAGGUGGACAUUGGGCUGCUGAUAGGACGCGUCGGUACGGUGGUUGGUUUCGGUAUCACGGAAAUAGGUGAGGUAGCCGAUCGGUUGCGUGUGGCCUACAUGCCCAUCGUGGACACCCAGACCUGCCUCGAAAGCAAUCGCAAUCUGUUCGGUCGUGUCUUGUCGAGAAAUAUUUUCUGUGCUGGGUUCCGUAAUGGAACAACGGUCUGUGGUGGUGACAGUGGAGGUGGCAUGUACUUCGAGAUCGAGAACCGUUGGUACAUACGGGGGAUCGUUUCGUUCAGUGGCCAGAACUGUCAGUCGGCCGAUUUCGCCGGUUUCAGCGAUGUCGCAACGUAUCUCGACUGGAUCAACCGAUACACGAGCGGGACGCAGAGCAGCCCGUAUUCGAGCACCGUCAUCGACAACCAACGCUUGCUGGCGCUGGAUGUGUGCGGUGUGAACAGCUACCCAUCAACACCUGAAGAUGCGAAACCCGUUUUUCAAGGUUAUCCCUGGUUGGGUGCGAUCGAGUAUCAGCAGGUCGGCACUGGGCAGCGGCGCGUACUGUGCCAAGCGACACUCAUCACCCUCCGAUAUGUUCUAACGGCGGCACAGUGCGUUUCCCUGCCAACGAAUUCUUAUCAAAUUGUUGCCGUGCGUUUGGGUGAGUUUGAUACGGUUUCCGAUCCGGAUUGUGCUAUUGUCGAGGGCAGGAGACAGUGUCAGUCACCGGUGCAAACAGUACCAGUAGAGGAAAUAAUCGUUCAUAAUGGUUUCAACAAUCCAGCGUUUGCAAACGAUCUAGCGCUGAUACGCCUCCGGCAGCAGGCCAACGUAAACCAAGAAAAUAUCAAGCCGAUCUGCCUGCCGUUCUCAACCGCACUGAAGUCUCACAAGCCAUCGUACUACAUUCGCACCGGAUGGCUCGCAAAAAGCACCAGCACCUUUCUGUACCGCAGUUUUCCAAGCUCGAUCGAAUCGGUUGGCUGCCAGGAUGCGUACAACGAUCAGGAUGUACCGCUGGAAAAGACUUACGGCCAGAUAUGCAUCCGACGGGACAAUCCAUCCUCGGGUGCUUGUACGUUCAACAUGGCCGCUACACCACUGCAGUCGGUGCAGUUGGUUGGCCCCAGUGAGCGGUACGUGCUGUACGGGUUGCUCUCCUUCGGGCCCAAGCGUUGUCUCGAAACGUACCCGGACGUGUACACGGCGAUCGCACCGUACGUCGAUUGGAUUGUUUCAAAUCUAAGGCCAUAAACGAUGCAUCGAAUUCAUUCGCUUACCGAAAUCAUACCGGCACGUGCCGUCGCCAGGUUGGUGAGAUAGAACAGCAUCCCGUUUGGUGCCCAGAUACCAACACGAUCGCCCUGCCGCAGACCGAGCUGAUGGAAGGAAGCCGCCAGACGAUCUACCUGUGCCGGAACAAAACAGACAAUGAGGACCGUUUUUCAUUCGCUAAGCCGAUGCGUCAUAAAGUGCGUCGCCGACAAUCGUGUCGCGUGUAAUUGAUCUUAAUUGGCUCGGGGCGUAACAGAAGCGACCGCCAUUCGGUGGCCCUUCAAUUAGGGUGUCUGCAGUCCCGGUAAGCGGCUUACCUUGUCUAGGACGGCGGCAUAGGUGAGCCUUGCGCCCGCCUCGUAGCAGGAUACGAUGGCUUCAUUGUUCGGGAAUCGGUCCGCUGCCAGGCGAAGAUGUUGACCGACGUUCCUGUGCACUAGGGGUUUGCUGCCAAUGUGGUGGAUGUAGCUUUGACGUUUCUCGUGCGUUCCAGGCGUAACGGUUGAUUGUGUGCGUAUCGAUUGUAGAAUCCUGAAGUGAGUAGGAGAUAAAUGUUUAGAAGAAUUAAUAAUAGCUGGUAAGGUUCAAUUUAAACAAGAGGAGAACAGGAGCUUUUUGUAGGUUGUCUCUUA
This is a messenger RNA of Anopheles moucheti, 2375 nucleotides long. RefSeq names its product serine protease easter-like. The record is from RefSeq and is a predicted model, not a curated record. Lineage: Eukaryota; Metazoa; Arthropoda; Insecta; Diptera; Culicidae. Bases 16 to 1722 code for a protein of 568 amino acids. The transcript has 5 exons. Gene Ontology annotation, molecular function: serine-type endopeptidase activity. Gene Ontology annotation, biological process: proteolysis.